Raphanus sativus (radish) is the source of this 3985-nucleotide messenger RNA. RefSeq lists its product as uncharacterized. The record is from RefSeq and is a predicted model, not a curated record. The coding region runs from base 473 to 3838 and encodes 1121 amino acids. Gene Ontology annotation, molecular function: cysteine-type deubiquitinase activity. Gene Ontology annotation, biological process: protein deubiquitination. Lineage: Eukaryota; Viridiplantae; Streptophyta; Magnoliopsida; Brassicales; Brassicaceae. The transcript is spliced from 12 exons.
UCUUUCUAGUUUCUACGUUGAUUUGCACUCUUUUAUUCCGGGAAAAAUACGAAGAUCAAACUCAGACCUCUCUACUUCCUCGAUUCACUCCAUGUAUCGACGAUUUACACAGCAUUUGGCGCCUUUGUUCAUUAUUUAUUUCGGGAAGGUGCAAUUAGACGGACGCAGUUUUGUGAUUUACUCGAAAUGGGAAGUGCACACAAGCUGCUCGACAGAAGUCCCCAAUGGAUAUAUCAGGAGAAGAGUUAUUCCAAAAGACGCCACGUGGUUCCCUGCUGGUUCGGUCUCUAUUGUCACGUGGACCUCACGUGAUAAAGAUCCCAAGAGAGGUUCAACCUUUUUGCUGUUAUAUUGUUUUUCCCUCGCGAAGAAAGUUACCUUCUACCUGAAGCAAAAAAAAAACCCUAAGAAACCUUGAGAGAGAGAGAGAGAGAGAGAGAGAAUCGUUUCCGCUACUCUCUUCUUCUCCACCAUGGAUUCUUCCUUCCUCCAAAUCGCUGAGGAGGAUGAGCGGCUCCACAACAUCGCAAAAGAUCACUUCGCUAAAGGAAACCACACGAAGGCCCUGGAGGUACUCGAAGAUGCGUACUCAAGGCGUGGGAAAGAUUACAGUCCAGGAAUGUUCCAUUACCUUCAAGGUUCCAUCUUGUACCAUCUAGCGAAGAGAGAAGAGGACAGUGACAUGAAGUUCACGUUUUUCUUGGGUUGUGUUGAACCUUUCAAUCAAGAUUUGGGGAUGCACGACUUCGCUGCUAGUUCACUGUUCGAGAUCGCCAAACAGCUUGAUUCGGCAUUGUAUUACAAGAAGGCUGCGAAAGAAGCAGAAGUAAGUUUAUCUCUUUUUGAACCUUGUGGUGAAAUGGACUCGGCCGAUCUAAAAACAAAAGCUACGCUUGAGACUAUACUCAAGAAGGCAGAGUUAAGGAUCCUCCAUGGUUGUACUGGAAAAAGCUCCAAGCCAGCACUUGAGGGGUCGAAAGAAGUUCAAGACACGAUGAGGAGUGUCUCCACUACCGCUGCAGAUCAAAGAUUGAGGUCGCAUUGGGCGAGUAUGAGUGCUGAGGCUAAAAAAAACUUUAUGAAAGUAAGCAUUUCGAAGCUUAGAGGUUAUGUUGAGAGCUUAUAUGGCGAAGAGGGGCAAGACGCUUUGGAGGAAGUUCUGGUUUCUGCAAGUACGAACAAGAAAUGGAGAUUCUGGAUGUGUCGAACUUGCUCACAGAGAUUCUUUUAUGUUAAGAAGUUCAGGAAUCAUCUUGAACAAGAGCAUGGUGCAAAAUUUAAACCUGCUAUGACAAAGCAUAUGCCUCAGCUGGUAGAUGAAGUGUGGGCUGGUAUGAUACUCGUUGGAGAUUGGGAACCAGUGGAUGCAGUAGCUGCCACUGAAAUGAUCAAGAAUCGGCUAGAGUUUGUGAAGGGGUUUGUAUAUGAGGAAGGAUGGUCUAAGGACUGGCCUUUAGCUGCAGAUGAAAAGCGCAGUAAGUUACUCAAGGAAAUCAAAUUGCUUCUUGUGUUACUUUGGGAGCGUAAGGUUCUUUCUUUUACCACUCUAGAAUGGUUGAUGGAGUUUCCGAUUCUUGCACAAUUUGAAGUUUCCGAGUCUCUUAUAACCGAGUGUGGCCUAGUGAAAACACCUCAGCGUAUCUGCUUUUGGGACUGUCAUGAACUCAAACGAUUUGUAGAUCUUCUCAAACUCAUCAAGUUUGAAAGGGAUGAUGGCACAGAUCUGGUUUGCAGAGCAGUGGAGAGAUUAUGUGGUCGUACUAGAGUACAAGAAAAGAUCGAGUUUGACGAUCAGUUUUCUUCUAUGCUUCUGGAUAGAAGACUGCUGAAAGGCAAGAUUGCUCCAUUCGAUGAUGAAGGGACAGUAGAUGUUUGUAAGAAUGACUACUACGCCAAGACACAACCUCAGGGCGACGAUAUCAUAACCUGGUUACUUGACCAUCCUUUGACAGAUGGGAGCUUUGAGUUUCCCAGGUCUGUCAGGGCACACAAUCUUGAUAUGUGUGUGGCGAUUCUGAGAGCCAUUCACUACACCUGUAGGGAUUGGGGAACCAAAUAUGUAAUGAAGUUGGAGUACUUGUGUUAUUAUAAACUUCUUACUGACGCCAAAAACUUGUGUACGAGCGAAGAUGAAAGGAGAAGGAUUGCUCCGGAAGGUGAAGGGGACGUCGCAUAUGCAUCUCUUCUAGGUGACAGGUGUGAAGAGUUAAAAACAGACAAAGGAGAGGCUCCCAACGGAGUACAAUUCGUGUUUGCAGUACGAGAUAUUCUCGAAGGAGCAUCGCAGCCCACAUUCGAUUUCGACGAUCUACAAGCUUCCCUGGAUCUUAUACACGGGCUUCGAGAUCUCAGUGAUAAUAAGGUGUUAAAGUCCAUAGACCGUCUGAUAUUUGUGGUCACCAACAAGGUUCAACUAGCCGAUUCAAAGAUUUUACUGAUUGAAAAUUCAAGGAUUAGUUUGCUAAACGGACUCACCAGACUUUCUGCUUUUGACUACCGGUCUUAUAUCCGUAACCUGCUCAAACGGUUCAUGGGGGAAGAGUUAAAUGAAAUGAUAAAAAUGGACGCCAUAGCCAAGGUAGCUGCAGCAGAAGCAGAUCUUUUGUCCAGUGAAAACCAAGAGAAGGAGAAGAAAUCAGGGUCAAAGAAGAAGAAACGUAAAAACAUCAAGAAAACUUCAACGAGCACGUCUACUGAUAUCGAGCAGAAUGUCAAACCUGAAUCCUCUCCACCACUAAAACCCGUGGAAGAAGACUGUGUGGAACCAGACGAUACCCUUUCAGGUGAACGGGGUCGAUUGGAUAUUUCAGUCAACACUGACAAUCAAGAGGAAGCUGCUGAAGAUAUGCAAGAUGUGCCUGGAGAAGAUUUACUGUCGAAACAGAUGGAGUCACCACAUGUUGCAGCUGCAACCAGAUGCAAUUUAGCUCUUGACAUGACACUGAAGGCCAUUUGUAAAAUUAAGGUUCUUAAGGAGUAUCUGGUGCGCAAUCGGCAUCAAUUUGCUGACAUCCAGGAAGGACAAGUUCCUUAUGCAUUACGAGAUUUCUUCACCGCUUUUGCCUCGAAGACGAUAGAAGAAGGAAUGUACAGCUACCUCCUGCGAAACGUACUUGCGUCCCUAGAAGAAGUUCAUUCAAUGUCAAGGGAUGCAGCUGAGCUACUCGUAUCCAUCCUUGAGUUUUGGCCUUGCUGGAAAACUCCAGAUAUAGAAAGCUGCGUAACUCAUAUUUUUACACUGGAAGAAUAUGAAAGAAUGAGUUGUUGCAAAUGCAGAAAAAAUCCAAAUUAUCCGGAGCAAAGUUCUUAUGGCGUUGUUGUGGCUGCAGAUUCAAUCAGAGACCUGAAGUGUGCUUUUGGGAAGAUGAAGCUUGAGGACAUCCUUAAGUUGAUCCGCAUGGAAGAUAAAAUGCUAUGUGACGCUAAGACAGAAGGUUGUGGAAAGGCAAACUUUGUUCAUCACGUUAUAAGUAGAUGCCCGCCUAUCUUCAUAAUCGUGUUGAUAUGGGAGAAGAACGAAACUGCAAAUGAAAUUCACGAGACAACAAAGGCUUUGGACUGGGAGAUAGAUAUCAGCAGGCUAUACGAAGGCUUGGAACCAGACACAAAGUACCGGCUCGUGUCAAUGGUUGGUUGCGGUGAAGAAGAAGAAUACAUCUGCCUAUCUUUUAAAAAGAACCGGUGGGUCAGUUACAGACAUGAAGCUUUAGCUAAAAAGGUUGUUGGUGGUUGGAAGAAUGUGGUCAGAUUCUGUGAAGAAAUGAAGAUUCGGCCAGAGAUUCUGUUCUACGAAGCUGUUGAAUCACCUAACGAGUGUGACAAAAGUUUAAUCAAAUAGGAAUGUGAAGGAAAUUUUAUUCAUACGUUCAAACGUUUACACACACCAAAAAGGAAAAGAAAAUUAUACACUUUUUUUUUGUGUUCUCAAGUCGCAGAAUGACUAAACGUUUCGUCUACAGCACUAAGGUUGACUACUUUAUUGUUA